CCUACGUAAAGUAGGUAGGUACAUUUCCACGAUUACCUCCGAGGCCAGGUACCAGGUAGCUUGGGUUCAUCCAUUCAACCUCAUCUUUGCGGCUGGAUAAGUUGGCCCGAUCUGAUCUUCAAAUUCACUCCUGAACGUGAGAUGAAUGGAUAUCAUGUGUCUUUCCACUCCAUGCCACUUCUUUCAACUCUUCAGCGACCAACAUCUUUGUAUUCCGUCGCUCUAUCUACACCUGUUCUGUUUCUUCUCUGCAGUCAAUUAAACACUGCAUCUUUGAGUGAUCACAAUUCUUUGCAGCAGCAAUUUGGCGAAGUUCAAUCUGGUUCGAAAUUCGGCAUAACUGAACAAUCCUUGUUUCUCCUUUACCUACGGAGUGAGCUCCAUAUGGAAACCAUCGCGGAUUUGAUUGUUGGCAGUCUUGCCGGGCAACAGUCUCUUGACUCUCCACUUGGAGAGAGCAUACAAGCUUCAACCGUUCAAUGCGAUACCCCUGAUGGCAGCAAGAGUGCUCGACCCGACACACGCCCAGCAAAAUCUAGGAUUCCCGAGAUUCAAGACAAUACUGCUUCAGUCAAACCCACAGCUUCUACUACUCAAGUUGACUCCUGGAAUAUCACAGUUAAGGCAGAUCCCGAAUUCACCAAUUCCAACAUGUUUGCUAGAAGCCUCCGAAAGAGGAAGGAGCCACCUACCGCCUCAGCUGAUCCUGUUGGUGAAACCAUGCAGCCGUUGACUGAAAUUGAACGCUGCAAGUGGAAAGGUUGGGCUGAACUCGAAUCUGAUCCUGCUCUCUUCAAUUACAUCUUGCGCAAGUAUGGCGUUCAAGAUGUCAAGGUUCAGGAGGUAUUCGGUCUAGAUGAGGAGUGUAUGGCAUACGUCCCUAAGCCGAUCUAUGGAAUGAUCUUCUUGUUUAAAUACCAUGAACAUGAUGCAGAAAAUCAUGAGGAUUCCCAGAAGUGUCCCAAGCACGUAUGGUUUGCAAAUCAGACCACCACUAAUGCUUGUGCAACUGUUGCCCUCCUCAAUAUUGUUAUGAACGUCCCGGGUCUUGACUUUGGCGAGGAUUUGCAAACAUUUAAGGAAGCCACUGAAAAGUUGAAACCGCCCUAUCGAGGAAAGAGGCUGGGUGAGAAUGGUUUCAUCCGUAGCAUCCACAACUCAUUCGCCCGCAAGAUCGAUAUCCUCAACGCUGAUCUUCUUCUAAAGAAUGAGUACGAGAAAUGGAUAAAGGGCAAAAAGGGCCCUAAGAAGGCGCCAGCCAACAAGAAGUCGCAUGCCAACAAAAAUAGGAAGCAGAUAUACAAGGAUGAAGAGGAAGGCUAUCACUUCAUCGCAUACGUUCCUAUUCGAGGCGAAGUUUGGAGACUUGAUGGCUUGCAACGGGAGCCCGUCAAGCUUGGUAAACCUUCCAGCACCUAAGCACAUAUCUGACUAACGCGAAUAAGGUGAAAAUGGAGAGAACUGGAUCGAAGUCGCAAGCGCUAAUAUCAUGGAUCGCGCUCUGCAGUACCAAGACGAUGGCGUUGAGUACUCCCUCAUGUCCCUCUGCAAGAGCCCAACUCGGGUAGCCAUGGAGGAGCUGGCCAGCAACCUACACUUGAUCCAAUCACUGGAGAAGAUUCUCUCCUCAAUAAUCUCAGACUGGGACCUCCUCCUUCAAGCUCGUACGGCAGCCACAGCCAGUGAUCUUCACAACUUUUGUAAGAUCACCCAAGAGCUCGUCGAUAAGUCUCUUCCUUCGGCAUCUGAACUUGCCAAGAUUUCCAUAGCUGGCAAUGACCCCGAGAAGAUCAUGGCUUUGUACCGUGAGCUGGUCAACGAGCAGGGCCGUCUUCGCAACAUCUACGUGCAGGAGCUCGCCAUUGUUAGUCAGGAGGACGAGCAAGCUGAGACAAAGAAGAUUGAUCAUACUCCUUUGCUUUGCAGAGCUAUGCAGACACUUGCUGAUGCUGGUGUUCUCAGGGGUAUCGUUGAUGAUAUCCGUGAGCAGGAGACCAAGGACAAUAAUUGAAUUGUCUCGGCUACAUCACUUUCAAUUGAAACAUAUUUCCCGAACUUUCGGGUGCAGGAUAGCCGCAACUGUGGUCAGUAAAUCCAUGAAAAUUACUUGUUGGUGUCUUAUAGCAUGUUGAUGACAUCUUGUCGAGAACGAGAAAGAAAAAAGCAACAACAUUUGGAGAUGGAUAUAUGGGUGAUGGUUUGCGUUACAUAAUUGCAUUUACAUAGCUGUCGGGCGCCUGCAGAACACCGAGCAAGGAUGGAUGUAUCUUCCUUUUCUAACAAUGUCAUCCUUCAUUUUCAAAUGUCAGCAGUAAUGGGACUGGGAUGUAACUCCACACAUUCAAUGAUAGAUUUUCAAGCAUUUUCACUAUGAAAGCAACGCACUGAUCAAUCACCAAGAGACGUUUUUCAAGACCCGACACCCAUCACUGAG
Messenger RNA from Cadophora gregata, 2434 nucleotides. RefSeq lists its product as uncharacterized. Gene Ontology annotation, molecular function: cysteine-type deubiquitinase activity. The transcript has 5 exons. Bases 142 to 1419 code for a protein of 425 amino acids. Lineage: Eukaryota; Fungi; Ascomycota; Leotiomycetes; Helotiales; Ploettnerulaceae. The record is from RefSeq and is a predicted model, not a curated record. Gene Ontology annotation, cellular component: cytoplasm. Gene Ontology annotation, biological process: ubiquitin-dependent protein catabolic process; protein deubiquitination.